This is a messenger RNA of Microsporum canis CBS 113480, 777 nucleotides long. RefSeq lists its product as hypothetical. The record is from RefSeq and is a predicted model, not a curated record. NCBI's taxonomy places the organism in Eukaryota, Fungi, Ascomycota, Eurotiomycetes, Onygenales, Arthrodermataceae. Gene Ontology annotation, cellular component: EMC complex. The coding region runs from base 1 to 777 and encodes 258 amino acids. The transcript is spliced from 3 exons.
AUGCAUUUCUCAUAUUCUUCUCUUGUCCUCUCGCUCCUUGCUCUAUCUUCUGGCGCCCUGUCAGCUUCCUCAUCGAAACUAAAAGUUGUCCUUCCUUCGUCUCUCGAGACCAGAAAGCUCCCACCCUCCACAUUUGCAACUCUCACAACGGCCGGGCAACCCAAUGGACCACUGAAGGCGCCGUUAUCCUCCCUCUCGACGUUUGUGUUCGAUGAUAUAUCUCUAUCUACAGCAACCGGAGAUUCCAGCGCGCCGAUAUCGUACCUCCUGGACAUCCACUCACAGAGCCACGUCUUUGCGCCAUAUAGAAUCGAUGUAUCUCCCGAGACAGGGAAAAUCCUCGGUGCCUGGGAAACACAUCGCGGUUUCCCAUGGGAUAAUAAGGGAGCGAAUAAAAUCAUUUCAGAUACUGGACAUGAGUCUGGAGUAAUCGUGGUAGAGGCAAAGGUGCUUGCGAAGAAGGAUUAUUAUGAACAGAGAGAAAAAUUUUCACCUCUGAGCUUGUUGAAGAAUCCUAUGCUUCUUCUCGCGAUCUUUGCAUUGGCUGUUACUGUUGGAAUGCCCUACCUGAUUGAAAACAUGGAUCCCGAAACUCGCGAAGAGUUCGAGAAACAGCGUGCCGCAAAGAAGACCAGUGCUGCUAACCCUGCCGCAGGGUUUGACCUGGCUGGCUGGAUGGCUGGUACAAAUCCUAACCUGAUAGAAUCUAGCCGGCCUGCUGCUUCUAGUGGGCGGGAGCAGGAAUCGGCGGCAGCACAAGUUCGGCGAAGAGGUUGA